This is a messenger RNA of Musca domestica (house fly), 1818 nucleotides long. RefSeq names its product U3 small nucleolar RNA-associated protein 15 homolog. The record is from RefSeq and is a predicted model, not a curated record. The transcript is spliced from 2 exons. NCBI's taxonomy places the organism in Eukaryota, Metazoa, Arthropoda, Insecta, Diptera, Muscidae. Gene Ontology annotation, molecular function: protein binding. Gene Ontology annotation, cellular component: nucleolus. Gene Ontology annotation, biological process: rRNA processing; positive regulation of transcription by RNA polymerase I. Bases 124 to 1707 code for a protein of 527 amino acids.
CUUUUGUUGACAGCACGUGUAAUCGCCAAAUGUCAAAACAACAUUGACAGCAACAUUUUUGGAAAUAGUUUUAGUGGUAUUUCUUUUAAAAUAUAAUAACAUUUAUUAAAUAAAACUUAAAUAAUGACUGCUUUCAAACCCUUAAAUGUCAAGAAGUACCCUAAGACGGGCCAGGUUGUUACGCCAGACACGGAGUAUUGGAAACGAUUGAGCGUUCCCACCUUGGCCAAGGAAUUUGGAGCCAUCGAUUAUAUCGACUUUUCACCCAUUGAACCACAUUAUUUUGCCGUAACCUGUUCCGUGAGAGUGCAAAUCUACAAUCCAAUUACGAAAUUAGUUGUUAAGAAUCUGUCACGUUUCCAAGAGACAGCGUACGGUGGAACAUUUCGUCAAGAUGGUCGUUUAUUGGUGGCCGGCGAUGAGCAGGGCCUGGUGAAGCUGUUCGACACGUCGAGUAAAAAUGUUCUGCGUCUUUUCAAGGGACACAAGGCUCCGGUGCAUAGAGUAAACUUUACAUCGGACCUGUUGCAUAUUGCCAGUUUCUCAGAUGAUAAAACAGUCAAAUUGUGGGACGUAGCAAGUGAAAAGUCUAUUCACACCUUUGCUGAACAUGAUGACUACAUUAGAGCUGGAACGGUAAAUCCCGUAUCCGCUGAUGUUAUUGUCUCUGGUGGUUAUGAUGGUAAAAUAAAUCUGUACGACACACGUACCAAAGAGGUUACCAUGAGUGUGGAUCAUGGCAGUCCCGUGGAAUCAUUGCUGUUCCUACCAACUGGCGGUAUAUUUUUAAGUGCUGGAGGUACCGAGGUCCGUGUUUGGGAUGCAUUUGCUGGCUGUCGUUUGCUGACAAAGCUAUCACAGCAUCAUAAAACUGUAACUUGUUUGCGUCUGGGAUCAAAUGGCAAACGUAUACUUUCUGGCGGCUUAGAUCGUCAUGUCAAAAUCUACGAUGUAUCUACAUAUCAGACAGUGCACACUCUAGAUUAUCCCAAUGCUGUGUUGAGUUUGGGUGUUGCUCCCAAUGACCAAACAGUUGUAGCUGGUAUGGUUGAUGGUUUGAUAUCAAUACAAAACAUGGAAGCUCCCGCCCGUUCCAAAGAAGUGAAAUCACGUCGCAUUGCCAAAAUAACCGCUUCAAAAUCUUCCAAUAUUGCUAUUGAUCAUCAAAUUACCGAAGAACAAAGACAACGUUUAGACAAAUACGAUAGACAUUUGAAACGCUACGAAUAUAGUAAAUGUUUGGAUUCGGCUCUGGGCAUUGGAUUGUCUACCAAAUCACCGGAAUUAAUUGUUAGUGUAAUGCAAGAACUGAUACAUAGAAAGGGUUUGAAUCGUGCCCUUUUUCCCCGUGAUGAUUCUACGUUGUGUCAGAUCAUUGGUUUCGUUUGCCGGUACAUCAGUGAACAUCGUUUUACGCGUGUCCUAAUUGAUGUGGCUACCACUUUGCUCGACGUUUAUGAAGAUAAAAUACACACACUUUCCAAUGGUGUGGGUAAAAAGUUCCUGGAAUUAUCUUAUGUUUUGGCACGUGAAGUUGCCUUAACUUAUGAUUUAUUGGAAUUGCAAGGCUCUUUGGAACUGCUAACAGCUGCCGCUGAUGUUUCCAGCAGUCAGGAUGAUGUUAUACAUUUUGUCCAAGAUAACAGUAGAACGUCUAAUUUGAAGCAAUCCGUUAUGGCAAAGGAAUCAUCUGUGGUCACGGUAUAAUAUUUAAUAGAAAAGAUAAACAAUACUAUUUUGUUUAGCGUAAAUCAAUGCUAUGUAUGUAUUUAGAUUUAAGUUUUGUUAUAGAAUAAAAACAUAGAGUUUUACACGGAA